Molecule: messenger RNA, 2037 nt
Organism: Arxiozyma heterogenica
Lineage: Eukaryota; Fungi; Ascomycota; Saccharomycetes; Saccharomycetales; Saccharomycetaceae
Exons: 1
Coding region: 1-2037 (678 amino acids)
Source: RefSeq, a predicted model, not a curated record
AUGGAUGAGGGGGGGAAUGAUUCUUUAAAUAGACCAAACAUUAUGCCUUCAAACAGUGAUAUCGAAUUAAAUGAUUUGGAAAAUGUUCAUGAGCCUUUAAAUGACAUACAACAGUCUGUAUAUUCUGACCAGGCUAUACCAACAAAUAGAGAUCAGGAUUGGUUAUUAUUAGAACAGUCCAGCAUUUUAAAAAGAUUUGUGUACAAAUUAUGGUAUGGACCAAGAGAACCGAGUGAUAAUCCACCAACUUUUCCUUCCAAGUUUACCCUAUUGAAGAAGAUUGAUGAAUUUCCAGAGAAAAUAUUCAGAAAGAGGUUUCCUAAAAUGAGCACACAAAUAGUAAUACUAAUCUUCUAUUGCAUUAUAUGGUUCAGUAUUAUCUACACUAUAUUACACGCCUAUCUCUUUCGUAAACCAUUUUUUAACCUUAAUAAUGGUAGUACUAAAAUACCUAUAUAUACUUAUGACUGUAAUUCAUAUUUAAAUUGGAAAGGUAAAAAUAAUGCAUGUGGAUUAAAUGCAAGAGAUUGUUUGCCUUUUGAGGAUAAAUACUACUAUAUUAGAUGUCCUGCAUUAUGUGAUCGUGGCGGAUGGACUUAUUCAGCUAUUAAUGUAGGUGAUCAACGGAUAAAAUAUCAAGGUUAUGAGAUUGGAGGUGGAAGAAAUAAUAAUCCUGAUGACAACGAAAUGACCUUGUCAAAACCAUAUAGGGGUGACUCAUUUAUUUGUGGAUCAGCUGUCCACGCAGAUAUUAUUUCACCUAUCUAUGGUGGAUGUGCAAAGGUGAAUAUGCGAGGUUUUCAAACUAGCUUCCCUUCUGAAGAGGGAAAACAUAAUACACAUUUUUCGGUUAAGUUUGAUUCAUUUUUUCCUAGCUCCUAUGUUUUUGUCGACUUUCUUAAUGGUAUAUCAUCAGGUUGUGUGGAUCCAAGAUUUUUGGUCAUUACACUCAAUAUAUUAUUUGGUUUGCCUGUAUUUUAUCUGUACAAAAGUAUUAUUGGGUAUUGGAUUGUUACUAUAGUUGGAUAUUGGACUUUGGUUUUAUCAUUCGACCCCCCAAUAAUGGCAGAUCCUCAUUUUCCAGAGACUGGAUAUGAAUUAUUAAGCAUUGGAUUUCAAAGGUUAUUACCCUUAUGUUUUGUACUCUAUGUUGAAUGGAAAUGUUCUGUCAAGAGAACUUUAGAAAUUGGUUCCCCCUUGUGUAAAAUUUUACUUUGGUACCCUUUCUUAUGGUUAGGUGUUAUGAAUAAUGUAACUUUUGAUAGACUACCUGUAGACAGACUAACUCCAAAAGAUUUAAGAGAGCAGCCUGGUGCAGCUACAGCAGUUGGAACAAUAGCUGGGGUAAUAUUUACAUGUGCUAUUAUUCAAGCAUAUUCCUUAUGGAAAUCCGGGAGAUUCAGAAAGUUUUUCAAGAUAUAUAUUACAUUUAUCUGCUCUUUGAUACUUUUAUCAUUAAUUCCUGGUCUUAACCUAAGAUUACAUCAUUAUAUCCUUGGUAUUAUGUUAGUUCCAGGCUGUGCUACUAGGGGUGGGUCUGCAUAUAUGUUUCAAGGUAUCUUAAUUGGGCUGAUUUUAUCUGGAGUUUCAAAAUGGGAUUUUGCAAGCAUUGUUGAGACUGAUUUUGCAUUAUUAAGAGGUGAGGCUGGCGCUUCAUUACUACCUCCAACGUUGUUAUUCAAUGUAAGUAUGCCACAUUCAUUGUCAUGGAAGAUUGAUGCAAAUGUAACCGAGAGCGAGACACAGAUAUCUAAUAAAUACUUUGAUGGAUAUUCUUUAUUAUUAAAUGAUUUUGAAGUGUAUGUGGGUUCGAAUACAACAAUCGAUAUUGAUUUAUUAUUUCAAAAUAAUUUAGAAUUGUCUGAAAUGGUUCAAAAAGCAUUGGAAAAUAGUGUAAAUAAUACAAUACCUUUAUAUUUUAGAGUGGCUAGAGCGAGAAUCGAUUCUUCUGUAGAUAAUCAUGGUGAUUAUACAAAUGCUGGUGUAUUACAAUGGCCAGAAGGACUGUGGACACCACCUCUUCCUGGAGUAUCAUGA